CUGGGUGUGGACACAAAUACAUCAAACUCUCUCUGCUUUACACACACCGAUGGGAGGAAAGUCCAGCAGUAGAUUAUUAAACCGUAACUAAAUUCACUAAUCAGUCUUCACUAGGAGACAUCGAGGUCAUCACCACGUCUUACAGGACAUAAGUUCACUGCAAAGAUGAACAGCAAGGACAGAGAUGCUUUUGCAAACAUCAGUCGGAAGGCAGGCCUGCAGAUAUGGACCAUCAAUAAAAUGCGGAUGGCUACAGUUCCAACCAAGGCCUUUGGUAACUUCUUUGAGGGUGACUGUUACAUUGUUCUGAAUAUAAGCAAGAAUAAGGGUGUGGGAGAGUCGAUCGACAUCCACUAUUGGAUAGGAAAUACUUCCGCCCAGGAUGAGCAGGCAUCUGCAGCCGUCUAUACCACCCAGCUGGAUGAAUAUCUGGGUGGGAGUCCGGUGCAGUACAGGGAGGUGCAGGGCUUCGAAUCACCAAAGUUCAGGAGCUACUUUAAAAAUGGCCUGAUCUACAAGAAAGGUGGAGUGGCUUCAGGUUUUAACCAUGUUGACACAAACGUCUACAACGUCCUGCGACUGCUGCACGUCAAAGGGAGGAAGCAUGUUUCAGCAACAGAGGUUGAGGUGUCAUGGAACAGCUUUAACAAUGGAGAUGUGUUUAUUCUGGACCUUGGGAAAAACAUCGUGCUGUGGAACAGCCCCGAGUGUGACAGGAGAGAAAAGCUCAAGGCAAUGUUGUUGGCGCAGGACAUCCGGGACAGGGAGCGUGGAGGUCGGGCCGAUAUCCUUAUCGUGGAGGGAGCACAUGAGAAGCAAACACCGGAAUUGGUAAACAUGAUGACCGAUGUGCUGGGCAAAAGACCCAGCCAGCUGAAGAAGGCUACCCCUGAUGACAAACAUGACCAGGAGCAGAACAACAAUGUCAGACUCUACCAUGUUUAUGACAACAGUGGGAACAUAGUGAUUCAAGAAGUGGCAGUACAGCCUCUAACACAAGAUCUGCUGCUCUCCUCUGACUGUUAUAUUUUGGACAAUAGAGGCUCUAAUGUGAUGGUCUGGAAGGGCAAAAGGGCCUCAAAGGAUGAGCGCCGUGAAGCUAUGAAGAGAGCAGUGGACUACAUUAAAACCAAAAACUACCCAUCCAGCACCAGCAUUGAGGUGAUGGGUGAGGGAGGAGAGUCAGCUAUGUUUAAGCACCUGUUCAAAACAUGGAGAGAAAAGGGGCAAAUUACCGGCCUGGGUAACACCCACACCAUUGGAAAGAUAGCCAAGGUUGAUCAGGUAAAGUUUGAUGUGAUGGAGCUCCAUGCUCACCCUGAUAUGGCGGCAAAGCAUCGCUUGGUUGAUGAUGGUACAGGAGAAGUGAAGGUGUGGCGCAUUGAGAAUUUGGAACUGGCUGAGGUACAGCCAAAUAUGUAUGGGCAGUUUUAUGGAGGAGACUGCUACUUGGUGCUGUACUCAUACAACAUGUCAAAUAAAGAGCAGUACAUACUCUACAUGUGGCAGGGACGUCAUGCCACUAAAGAUGAGAUCACAGCCUGCGCCUACCAGGCUGUCGCUCUUGACAAUAUGUACAACGGAGCCCCUGUCCAGGUCCGAGUGGUGAUGGGAAAGGAGCCUCGCCACUUCCUGGCUAUUUUCAAAGGAAAACUCAUCAUUUAUGAGGGAGGAACAGGUCGGCCUGGUGCCGUCAGCCCUAAAACCAGCUCCAACCUCUUCCAGGUGAGAGGAACCUCUGAGUUCAACACAAAAGUCAUCGAAGUGCCAGCAAGGGCCUCGUGUCUAAGCAGCAAUGAUGUGUUCUUGCUGAAGACCAGCCAGAAAUGCUACCUGUGGUAUGGAAAGGGUUGCAGUGGAGAUGAGAGGAUGAUGGCGACAGAGGUGUGUGACCGCCUGUUUAGGCAGUACAAAGAGGUGGUGAUGGAGGGCCAGGAACCAGCUGAGUUCUGGGUUGCUUUGGGGGGAAAGGCCCCCUACGCCAGUGACAAGAGACUGGAGAGAGAGGCUCCGGUUCACACACCUCGUUUGUUCGAGUGCUCAAAUCAAACCGGUCGGUUCAGGAUAACCGAGGUUUAUGACUUUGACCAGAGCGACCUGGAUGAAGAGGACGUGAUGCUGCUGGACACCUGGGAGGAGAUUUUCUUGUGGGUUGGAAGGUUUGCCAAUGAAACUGAGACCAAAGAGUCUUGGAACAGCGCACAGGAGUACCUGAAGACCCACCCAGCUGGUCGUGACCCGGACACGCCCAUCAUCUUUGUGAAACAGGGAUAUGAGCCUCUCACCUUUACUGGCUGGUUUACCGCAUGGGACCCUUUUAAGUGGAGUGACCUGAGCGCUGGCAACUUGAAUAAAGGUCUUGAUAUGAUGGAUGGCUAUACUGCUCCUGGAGGCCCUGUGAGUUCGUUUCCAAUGUACAGGACCCACGGUGGGGCUCUGUCGCCCAAGUCCCCCACUCCCACCAGCCCAUUCAAAGGCACCUACUCUCCAGCUGGUGGUAGUGGGAUGUCAGUGGAUCCUAGGCUACUCAUUGAUGUACCUGCCAGUGACCUACCUGAGGGAGUGGACCCCGGCCAGCGAGAGGACUACCUGGCUGAUGUAGACUUCGAGAACCUGCUUGGUGUAAGUCGAGCUGAGUUUCUGGGCCUGCCCACAUGGCGUCAGAUCGACCUGAAGAAAAAAGCAGGCCUCUUCUAGAAAGGAUCUACCUGUUGGAUUUCACAGAAGCGAGUCCAAACCAGUCCAUCGAGAUACUGAGAAAUCCAAGCCAAAGAACGUUUGUCUCUAUUGUUGACAGAAGCAGCAGCAAUUAACUCGAAUAACUUAUUCACUUAAGUGUUUAACCAUUAAGGAAGUUCAGGUGAUUGGGGAAAAAAAAUCAACUUACUAUAAAGUGAUUGACUUUUUGUUUUUAUUUAAUGGAUGUUCCCUGUACUCAUGAAUGCAUCAAAUGUUUUCAGGCUGAUCACCUGAUAUUUUUCUUUGUUCCUGCCAUGAAUCACAAAAUGAAACAAAUAAACACAGAAAACCACCA
Girardinichthys multiradiatus is the source of this 3034-nucleotide messenger RNA. RefSeq names its product villin-like (gene vill). Gene Ontology annotation, cellular component: actin cytoskeleton; cytoplasm. Gene Ontology annotation, molecular function: phosphatidylinositol-4,5-bisphosphate binding; actin filament binding. Lineage: Eukaryota; Metazoa; Chordata; Actinopteri; Cyprinodontiformes; Goodeidae. The record is from RefSeq and is a predicted model, not a curated record. Gene Ontology annotation, biological process: cytoskeleton organization; actin polymerization or depolymerization; actin filament severing. The transcript is spliced from 19 exons. Bases 166 to 2697 code for a protein of 843 amino acids.